Prunus mume (Japanese apricot) is the source of this 1252-nucleotide messenger RNA. RefSeq lists its product as uncharacterized. NCBI's taxonomy places the organism in Eukaryota, Viridiplantae, Streptophyta, Magnoliopsida, Rosales, Rosaceae. The record is from RefSeq and is a predicted model, not a curated record.
CUGAAAUUUCCAGCUUCCAUAAUUCUAUUUAUUUAAUUUUAAUUUUAAUAUUUUUUUUUCUUGGGUUUCUUGGUAUUGGAUUGGGCGAUCGAGAUCUUUGCGUUUGUCAGUUUGUCACAUCCCUUUGAUUCUUGACGUGCGUUGGUGAACGUGAAAGGGUCAGAGACCAUUAACUGGGUGUGCAGAGUAAAAGGCCUUCCCUAAUAAUAGGGGACCCCCAAAACCUCAGCCUCCACGUCACCUUCUGUCACCGUACCCCCCUCUAUUCAUAUUUAGAGCUCCAUAGAGCAUAAGCAUACCCUUCAUUAAAGUUUCAUUUUGCACCUUAAACACCCAAAAACAGAGCAACCCAACAAAAAACAGAGCAAAUCAACAAAAGGGUUCUUAUAAAUUUGGAGUCUUGAGAUCACAUUCGAGAUGGGUAAUUGCCAAGCGGCGGAGGCGGCGACGGUGCUGAUUCAGCACCCGGGAGGCAACAAGGUCGAGAGAAUUUACUGGUCUGUGAGCGCCCAUGAGGUCAUGACUUCCAACCCAGGCCACUACGUGGCUCUUCUCAUCGCCUCUCCCACCAUGAAGUCUGAGAAUGGGGCCUCUGUGAAGCAGCUCAAGCUUCUCAGACCAGACGACACUCUGCUUAUUGGACAGGUUUAUCGCCUCAUAAGUUUCGAAGAUGUGUUGAAGGAGUUUGCGGCUAAAAAGUCUGUGAAGCUGGGGAAAUUGCUGAAGGAUACAGGCGGCCCUGGCCUGGAAAUGAGGAUGAAAGACUUGGGUGGUCCGAAUCCAAAUCCAAAUUUGAAGUCCGAGAACCACAACUCCAUCAAGAUGGAGCGUGUGAGAAGCAAUGGUGGCAGCAGUAGCACAAGCAGCAGCUUCAGAAAUGUGGCAAGGAAUCAUGGAGGUGGAGGUGGAGGUGGAGGUGGUGGUGUUGGGGGGCAAUGGAGGCCAGCCUUGCAGAGCAUUGCAGAGAUUGGAACUUGAAAUAUAUAUACGCACCACAUGUACGAUCAUGAAUCAUGAUCUCAUCAGAGCCCUUGAUUUCUCUGCAUGUCAAUCUCUCUCCCACCAAUAAAUUCGAAAAACCAUCAGAGCAGCGCAGCAGCUCUUUUCAGUACCUUCAUAUUCUCUUUUGCUUUUUUAGACAAUAGGCCUUUGCUAGCUAUAGUCCGAUAGGGUUCCAGUGUUUGAUGUAUGUAACUCGUUCAACUUGGACACGUAUACGACUCUUGCAGAUUAGAUUAACCCUUUGCUUUAA